UACGAAUACUACGUUUCAGCCAUACAAAUCAAUGACAACUCCAUCAAAUCCACACCAAACAAUAAUCAUCAACUACUCUACAAAACAUUUGACUACCCAAUUCCCACAAAAUUCAAUCAAGCCUUUCUCAAUCACAUCCACAGCUGACACACAAAGGCAUUUAAGAUGCAAGUAGUAAACUUGGUCGAGAUAUCAUGGCUUGCUUUGAAGAACACAGCCCAAAGUUUAGGGUCAGAAAUUGAGUUUGGGACAUCAUUAUGGUUCAUAUAUGCUGGAUUUUGUGUGUUUUUGGUUGCUUUUGCUGGUCUUAUGUCCGGUUUAACUCUUGGGUUAAUGUCUCUUAGUCGUGUUGAUUUAGAGAUUCUAACUCGUAGUGGAACUCCUACUGAACGAAAACAAGCAGCUGUUAUCCUUCCUGUUGUUGAAAAGCAGCACCAACUUCUUGUGACUUUGCUUCUAUGCAAUGCAGCUGCUAUGGAGGCACUUCCUCUAUACCUGGAUAAGCUUUUCAAUCAGUAUGUAGCAAUUAUUCUAUCCGUAACGUUGGUCCUAAGUUUUGGGGAGAUUAUUCCCCAAUCAAUAUGCACUAGAUAUGGCCUUGCUGGUGGUGCAAAUUUUGUAAUGCUUGUACGCGUACUCAUGAUUGUUACCUAUCCAAUUUCUUAUCCUAUUGGAAAGAUGUUGGACUGCUUACUAGGACAUAAUGAAGCUCUCUUUAGGAGAGCCCAAUUAAAAGCACUGGUAUCCAUUCAUGGCCAAGAGGCUGGAAAGGGAGGUGAACUUACUCAUGAUGAGACAACAAUUAUAAGCGGUGCGUUAGAUUUGACAGAGAAGACUGCUCAGGAGGCAAUGACACCGAUUGAGUCAACUUUUUGCUUGGAUGUGGACUCAAAAUUGGACUGGGAAGCGAUGGGAAAGAUCCUAGCUCUUGGGCACAGCCGAGUACCUGUUUAUUCUGGAAGUCCCAAAAAUAUUGUUGGACUUAUUUUGGUUAAAACUCUUCUAACAAUACGACCAGAAACCGAGACUCCUGUAGGGGCAGCAGCCAUACGUAAAAUUCCAAGAGUUCCAGCUGACAUGCCUUUGUAUGACAUAUUGAAUGAAUUCCAAAAAGGCCACAGUCAUAUCGCAGCUGUGGUGAAGGCAAAAGCAAAGAUUGUUAAUAAUUUACCCAUCAUUGUAGAUAAAUCUAACAAGUUAAAGAUCACUAAUGUUCAGUGUGAUUUAACAACUCCUUUAGUUUCCAAGAAAUAUGACCCCUCGGAGAAUAUGCAAGACUUCGGAAAAACCUCAAAAGAAAGCAACGUUACAGAGGAUAUUCAGGAAGGGCAAGUUAUUGGCAUCAUCACCCUUGAAGAUGUCUUUGAAGAGCUAUUGCAGGAGGAGAUUGUGGAUGAAACUGAUGAAUUUAUUGAUGUUCAUAAGAGGAUACGUGUUGCUGCAGUUACUGCCGCUUCUUUAGUUGCACGUGCUCCAUCUCUUCGGAAAUUAACUAGUCAAAAGACUUUAACUCAAGGAGGCCAAAGUAGGCAUGGACAAAGUGCAAAGAAGCCAAGUGAAAUUGCUGCUUCAUCAAAAUGAAAACCGAUUCGGCCCCUUGCUCUCAGACCAGCCAUGGAAAAAGAAGGCUUAUUGUUCUUUGCAUAUUCAUCCAUGUAAUAGGAAUUAAAUAUAGAAGGUACAUAUGGUGCAAUGUUGCAUCUUAAUAUUUUUCAGGUGGACAUUGCAUUGUUUGCUGUAGGGGUUCGAGAUUUUUGCUUAUUAUUUCAAUGGAUAUGAAUAUGUACAACUUUGAUUACAAGUUGCUUAACGAAGCUACAUCGAGUAGUUUCUAAUAAACAUUACGAAGCUACAUCGAGUAGUUUCUAAUAAACAUUCACAGUUUCUAA
Messenger RNA from Amaranthus tricolor (Joseph's coat), 1889 nucleotides. RefSeq names its product DUF21 domain-containing protein At4g14240-like. NCBI's taxonomy places the organism in Eukaryota, Viridiplantae, Streptophyta, Magnoliopsida, Caryophyllales, Amaranthaceae. Gene Ontology annotation, biological process: magnesium ion homeostasis. The transcript has 13 exons. The record is from RefSeq and is a predicted model, not a curated record. Gene Ontology annotation, cellular component: intracellular membrane-bounded organelle. The coding region runs from base 166 to 1581 and encodes 471 amino acids.